UAAGCCCAAUUUCCCGAACCCAAACCCCCGAAGAGCUGUAGCUGUAGCAAUGUUGGCGAAGUGGAGCAGAAUCCCCCGCCAUCUCUGGAGGAUUGGAGCGGAAAGCCACUUGAAAUUUAGUGCCGAUCUUCACGUUUUCCAUCAUCGAAGCUACGCCAAAGUUGCAGCCGCCGUUGCACCCAAUAUCGGUCAAUUGGGAAAGGGUUUAUCCAGCGGCCAUGUGGUGCAUUUGGAUAAACUGUUCUUGUCCAAGCCUUGUUCUCUAGCUUUGGCCAAGGAUUCACCAUUGAGAAUGGAUGAACCACAGUAUGAGGGAAUUAAGCGUCUUUUUCUCAGGAUGAUGUUGUUUUAUAGUAAACAAAGCCAGCAUAUUCGAGCGGCAAAUGUCAUAUACCGGCGAAUUGUUUCUCAAGUUGAUAAACCUGCCAUAUAUGAUGUGUUCAAUUUGGAGAAAACAUUUAAAACAACAUUCUCUCUGCUUGUUCUUCACAUGUGGCUUUGCCUGCGACGCUUGAAAGAAGAAGGAAAGGAAGGUGUUGAACGUGGGCAAUACGUGUAUGAAAUUUACAAUCAUGAUGUGGAGCUAAGAGUGUCUAAAGCUGGGGUCAAUUUGCUUUUGAUUCGUUGGAUGAAAGAUUUAGAGAAAAUCUUUUAUGGAAAUAUUGUUGCUUAUGAUUCUGCCAUGCUUCCAGAAGCUGGACAAGAUGAGCUGCGGAAUGUAAUAUGGAAGAAUAUAUAUUCUGAAGAUGGAUCAUCAAUGCCAAAUGAUGCUGCUGCAUUACGAGCAGUGCAGGCAAUGGCUAGGUAUACGCGUCGUGAAGUUACUUGCUUGUCCAUGACAGAUAAAGAAGCAAUUUUUUCUGGGAACUUCGUGUUCACUUCAUUGGAAUCUGAGAAACCAACCUCGAAGGGUGGAGGAAGAUGAUAAUGCUGAAUACUAUUGGUUGUGUUCUACCUUCCAAAUUCAAAGAAAGAAGAAGACAUUCUAUCAGUAAUUCACCUAAUAAUUAGCAAUAGAACUUUUAGAGAAGGUUUUACUCUUACCCUUUAUUCAUUUGCUUGAUUAAAUUUAAUUGCUUUCGGAUCUUCAUAUGAUUAAAUGUUGUACAAGU
Molecule: messenger RNA, 1112 nt
Organism: Cucurbita moschata (crookneck pumpkin)
Lineage: Eukaryota; Viridiplantae; Streptophyta; Magnoliopsida; Cucurbitales; Cucurbitaceae
Product: ubiquinol-cytochrome-c reductase complex assembly factor 1
Exons: 7
Coding region: 50-925 (291 amino acids)
Biological process (GO): mitochondrial respiratory chain complex III assembly
Cellular component (GO): mitochondrion
Source: RefSeq, a predicted model, not a curated record